AUGCUUCGAAUUUUGACAGUACUUUUUGCAAUUUUCGCAAUGGCUCAAGCUCAAUGGGGUGAGUUUAUUUUUUAAUUCAUUUUUUUUGGAGUCCCAAAUUUCAAAAAAAAAAAUUACAGGAAUGGGGGGACCUGGUAUGAUGGGUGGUGGCUACGGAAUGGGCGGUGGCUAUGGAAUGGGUGGCCCAGGAAUGAUGGGAGGUUAUGGCGGAGGUCCGGGAAUGAUGAUGGGCGGUCCAGGAAUGUAUGGUGGUUACGGUAUGUAUCGCCCAGGACUUCUUGGUAUGCUUCUCGGUUGA
This is a messenger RNA of Caenorhabditis angaria, 298 nucleotides long. NCBI's taxonomy places the organism in Eukaryota, Metazoa, Nematoda, Chromadorea, Rhabditida, Rhabditidae. The record is from the annotation of a GenBank genome assembly.